Linum trigynum is the source of this 5213-nucleotide messenger RNA. The record is from the annotation of a GenBank genome assembly. NCBI's taxonomy places the organism in Eukaryota, Viridiplantae, Streptophyta, Magnoliopsida, Malpighiales, Linaceae.
CUCCUCAAAACCCCUUUAACGUACCGGGAAAUUUCCCUCCUUAAUUACUUAGUCUCAAAAUCUCUUUAAAAAGGCCCUUAAUCUCUUUUAAAUAAUUACCUUAAAAACUAGAAUUUUUAUCCCAAAAAUUUCAAGACUUGAAUUAUUUCUAUUAACUAAAAAACCUUGAAUAAACUUCAUAGAUUUCCAAAAUCUCUUACUCUCUUAAAACUCCAAAUUAUGAUUUUGAAUGACUCAAAACAUUUGUCAAAAUUAUUAAUCAUAAAUAACACCUUGAUAAACCCCUUUUUCCACUUCAAUUUUAACAUAAAUAAAUUUAUCCCUAUAUUACCAACGUCUAAAAUUUCGAUAAUCAAUUUUCUAAUGUUUGCUCACGACUCUAAUUUAAUAUUACCAACGUCUAAAAUUAUGAUUAUCAAUUUUCUAAUGUUUUCUCAUGACUCUAGUUUCAGAAUUAUUAUCAAAAUUCCAAUUAUCAAUCUUCUAAUGUUUUCUCACGACUCUAGUUUCAAAAUAAAUUAUCAAAUUAAUUAAAAAGGUAAUUAUAUAAAUUUUUAUAAAUAGUCGCUCAACUUGAAAAGUUCCCAUAUUAAUUUUUGGUAACCCUACUAUUUCCUAGUUACGAGCAAAAUUACCUGACUCUAGAAAAAUAUCUCGAAUUGUGUUUUAGUCCAUUAAAAACUGUCGUUCAACUAAUUUUUAAAAUUGGAAAUUUUGCUUGGAAACUUCCCAAUUUUAUAAACUACCAUCCCACUAAAGUUUGAAAUUUAGAAAAUUAUCAGCUUGCCUAAAACCUCACUUUAAAUAGUCGCAAAUAAAUUCAUCCAGGAGAACAAUAUGAUUUUCGGGUCAAAUUGUCAAACUUUAAGAACUUAAGGACUAAGCUAUUUAUUCAGGAUAAUUGGGCAUUGAUCUGGAUAUUUUCCUAACUGUCUUUAGCGACGACUCUGAUUCUGUCGCUAAAGGACUUUAAUUUUCGUCUCCAUAACACGAAAAAUCUCAUACACGUACAAUCAAUCCACAACUCGAUUUUUAAUCAAUGAGAUCGAAAGCCUAACCUCUCGAACGAGCCUAGGACUAGAUUCGAUGGCUCGAAACGUUGUUCUCCUCGUGGAGUUCAGUUUGAGAGAAAGAAAGCAUUCCCUGCUACCUCAAGUAGCAGGUUCAAAUCGGCCUCCUCCCCAAAUUCAAGCUGAGCCUCAGGCUAAUAAACAACCUCAGGUAGUUCCCUACAAAAGGGAUUAUACUGAGGUGUGGAAGAUGGGUGUUGAGGCCUUUAAGGGUUCUAUAGAUCGAAAAGUGAUUUUAGAUUGGCUGAAAAAUAUCGAGCGCAUUCUCAAUCCAAUUGGUUGUCCUUAUGACGUCAAGUUUGAUUAUGUUGUAGCUCUCCUCGAAAAAAAUGCUUAUGAUUGGUGGUUAACCGUACCCGGAGUUAUGGAUAACACUGCUCAACUCACGUGGAACGAUUUCUCCGACUGUUCAAAGAGUGAUAUGUGCCAGUCAUUUACCAAGAUAAAAAAAAGGUGGAGUUCUUAAUGCUGAAACAAAAGGAAGGCCAGACAAUGAACGAAUAUGAGGUGACCUUUCAUCGUUUGACGACUUUUGCCAUCGAUAUGGUCCCAAAUGAAAAAGAUAAGUGACUUCGAUUUGAGAGGGGGCUCCGCAAAGAGUUAAGGUAAAUUGUAGCCAUGUCUGAUACGGAUGGUUAUGGAAAACUGAAGGUAGCCGCAAUAAGAGCUGAACUGAUUUUAAAUGAGAACAAGCCCCAUACUCAAAGUUACGGGAUCGAAGAUAGGAAACGAAAGUGGAAGGGGUCAUCCUUAGCAGGUCAAAGUAGAGUUUCUAGUUGAGGUCCUAGAAAGGGGAACUUUACUCAGCGUCCUCGAGUAAGUUUCCCUAUGGGACAUGCUAACCAAAACCAGAUGGGUGCACCUCCACCACCUGAGUGCCCACAUUGUGGAAGGAUGCACCAGGGGAGUGUCAGAUCAUGACUAGCGCUUGUUUCAAAUGUGGUGGUUUCAGGCAUCUCAUUGAAGAUUUUCCAACUUGGGGAGAUACAGUUUCAGUUAAGUCACAAACUAUUAUGCAAGGAUCACGAGUGCCCAAUAACUUCUCAAGGGGAAAUCCUAGAGGUGGAGUUAGCAGGGGACUAGAACGUGGUUCUGAGGUCAAGGGGCACACAAUUUGCCAAAUGGGCAGAGCUGACAUACAUCCAUGUGCAUUUGAUAUAACAAGAACAGAGGUGAAUGCAUCUCUAGAAGUGGUUACCGGUAUGGUUCUCAUUAAUGAUAAACCCGUUUAUGCCUUAAUUGAUCCUAGUUCUACUCACUCGUUCGUGUCUCAUAAAUUUUCACAACAUAUGCAUCCUUGACCUGAAUUAUUGCCUAGCAAAAUAUUUGUGAAAACCCUUGUUGGUGAUACUAUUAUGUUCAAUCAUAUCUAUGUUGAUUGUCGUCUAAUUGUAUCUGGAGUAGCUUUGCUUGCUGACUUGAUGCUACUUCAAUUUGAUGAAUUCGAUGUAAUGCUGGGAAUGGAUUGGUUGAGUAGGCAUAGGGCCGUGGUGAAUUGUCAUACAAAAGAAGUGGUAUUUGAGGUACCCGAGCAUGAAAGUGUUGUCUUUAGUGAAAUUAGUCAAACAGUACCUAGUUUCCUAAUAUCUGCUUCCAAGGUGUUUAGCUUGAUUAAGGAGGGGUGUGUGGCCUUCCUUGCUCAUGUAUUGGAGAUUAAAGAAGAGAAAAAACCAGAAGAUGUAGAAGUAGUGAAUGAAUUCCUGUAUGUGUUUCCAUCUAACCUACCAGGACUACCUCCUGAUCGGGAGGUAGAAUUCACUAUUGAAUUGCUAACGGGCACUGCACCUAUUUCUAUACCACCAUAUAGGAUGGCACUUGUGGAGUUGAAGGGGUUGAAAGAGCAACUUCAAGAUUUGCUAGUUAAGGGAUUGAUUAGGCUAAGUGUGUCACCCUGGGGUGCUCCCGUACUUUUUGUGAAGAAUAAGGAUGGAACCCUACGGUUAUGCAUUAAUUACUGAAGGAUUAAUAAGGUGACUGUGAAGAAUAAAUAUCCCUUUCCCCUUAUUAAUGAUUUAUUCGACUAAUUGCAAGGGUCAAAAGUCUUCUCCAAAAUUGACCUAAGGUCAGGAUAUCAUCAAUUAAAGGUGACAGAGGAAGCCAUACCUAAAACAGCUUUUCGUACGAGGUAUGGACAAUACAAAUUCCUUGUUAUGCCAUUUGCACUAACAAAUGCUCCAAUUGCUUUUAUGGUGUUGAUGAACAAGGUCUUCCAAGAAUACUUAGAUAAGUUUAUGAUAGUUUUCGUAGAUGAUAUCUUGGUGUAUUCUAGAAGUGAAGAAGAGCAUAGAGAGCAUUUGAGGAUAAUUCAAAUCUUGAGGGAUAAACGGUUGUAUGCUAAAUUUAGCAAGUGUGACUUCUGGAUGGAUCAAGUUAUAAUUCUGGGACAUGUUGUUUUCAGAAGGGGAAUUGAAGUUGAUCCGAAGAAAGUGGAAGCCGUGGUGAAGUGGGAACCACUGAAGAGUGUACCAGAGUUACAAAGUUUCUUGGGAAUGGAAGGUGAUUACAUAAGGUUCAUCGAGGGAUUUUCUAUCAUCGCCUCGCCAUUGAAAAAAUUGUUGAGGAAAGAUCAUCCCUAUGUGUGGAAAACUGAAUGCCAAGCUAGUUUUGAAGAGCUAAAGACAAAACUCAAAAUUGCACCUAUCAUAGCACUACCAGCAAGGACAUGUGGUUUUGUGGUACAGUGAUGCCUCACAUCAAGGCUUCUUGGGUUGUGUUCUAAUACAAAUGGGAAGGUGAUUUAUUAUGCCUCAAGAUAACUGCGACCAUAUGAAAAAUCCUACCCUACCCAUGACCUAGAAUUGGCAACAAUGGUUUUUGCUCUAAAGAUUUGGACAGACUACUUGUAUGGUCACUUUUCAAAUCUUCACCGACCACUAGAGUUUGAAGUACCUAAUGGGACAAAAAGAGUUGAAUAUGAGGCAAAUAAAAUGGAUGGAAUUGUUAAACUAUUAUGAAUGUACUAUUGAGUACCAUCCGGGUAAAGCCAAUGUUGUAGCUGAUGCUUUAUACUGGAAAUCAAAACACUCUGAUUCACAAUCUGCAUUAAAUCCCACUAGGGAAAUGCUAGCCUUACGGGCGUUGAAUGCGAAUCUUAGUGUGGAUAAUGAUGGGGUUUUAUUAGCUACUCUACAAGUACGAUCAAUCUUACGAGGAAGGAUUCAACAAGCUCAAAAUCAUUAUCCUUUUCUUAACAAGAUAAUUGAGAAGAUUAAAAAUGGGAAGGAUGGAAAGUUUGAAUUGCAUAAUGAAGUCCUUUCAUUGAAUGGCAGAUUAUGUGUUCCUAAUGUGGAUGAAUUGCGUAGGGAGAUCUUGGAGGAAGCUCACUCCUCACCUUAUGCGAUGCAUCCUGGUGCAACAAAAAUGUACCGCUCAUUGAGAUCACAUCAUUGGUGGCCCAGAAUGAAGGAAGUGGCAGAGUAUGUGUUGAUAUGUCUAGUAUGUCUACGAGUGAAAGGUGAGCACCAAUCACCUGUAGGGAAGUUACAACCAUUACCCAUUCCAGAAUGAAAGUGGGAAAAUGUUACUAUGAAUUUUGUCUACGGUUUGCCUAGAACUCAAAAGAAGAAUGAUGUUAUUUGGGUGAUUGUGGAUCGACUAACCAAGUCGGCCCACUUUAUUCCAAUAAGAUGGGGUUGUUCGUUGGAGCAUCUGGCAAAAAGGUACGUAGAAGAGAUCGUACGAUUACAUGGAGUACCCAUAUCUAUAGUCUCUGAUCGAGAUUCGAGGUUUAACUCAUGAUUCUGGCAAAGCCUACAUGAUUCUUUGGGUACUUAAUUGAACUUUUCUACUGCCUUUCAUCCUCAAACAAAUAGGCAAGCAUACCAUACUCACCCUGGAAAAAUGUUAAGGGCUUGUGUCAUGGAUUUCCAUGGCUCAUGGGAUGAACAUCUAUCAUUGAUCGUAUUUGCAUACAACAACCAAUAUCACAGUAGCAUUGGGAUGACACCAUAUGAAGCUUUAUAAGGGCGAAAAUGUAGAACUCUGAUAUCUUGGGAUGAAGAGGCCUUGAGACAACUUGAAGGGCCUGAAAUCAGGCAAGCUAUAGUGGAUAAAAUUAAAGUGAUUCAAGAUCGGUUGAAAUCUACCCAAGGUCGACAGAAAAGCUAUGCCGAUGCUCAUCGACAAGAAAUGGAGUUUACUGUG